UAAAACAGAUAUGAAUGAAUAAGUGAGACCUCUCGAAAUAAAUCAUAAUAGAUGAUGGAUAUUAACGGGACGGAUUACAGUAGUUCAUACCAGAAACGUUUUGAACUAUCUGUUGCCAAUGACUUGCUGUUAAACCAACAUGAUCACAUUCAUCACCAUCAUGAUCACCAACAUGGAUCACCUCACACAAUUGGAAAUGAAGGCCUCUUCCUAAGUCAUUCAUAUUUGGGCAGUUUCAUCAUAUGCUUAGGAUUAUGGUGGUGGAUACAAGCAUUGAGAAGAUGUUAUGCAUCUUCGAAACGUAAUCAUCGUACUCAGGAAUAUACAGCUACCAUAUCAUAUCCAUCGUUUUGUUGUAAAAGUCGUCUCGGUGAAGCAUAUUGUAAGAUCAUCUUUUGUGUAAUUGGAAUAGGAGUAGAAUUGUUAACUCUGAAAUUUAACAGACAUCAUGAAUAUGCACAUUUCCCAUUUUAUACAGCAAUGAUUAUUGCCAGUCUCUUGGAUGUACUCAUCGCCACGAUCCUUGCACCACCAUAUGGUAUGGAUUAUGUUGCUCAUGCUCUACCAUUCUUUAUACAAGCUUGUUGUCUACGUGCUCAUUCCUAUCAACAACCACUUGUUACACAAACAUGUCGUCUACUGUUAAGUUAUUGGAGUUGGUUUACUGGUUCAUCGAUAGUCAAUGAAAUGUUACUAAAUAAAUCUAUAAUAUGGACAUGGAUUAAAUGUUUUGGGGUAAUUUUUCAAGGAACAUGGAUUUGGCAGACAGGUAUAUUAUUAAAUCCACCAUCUGGUCGAUUAUGGGAUGAAAAUAAUCAUAAUAGUCUUAUGUAUAGUGUAAUCAUAUUCGUAUGGCAUAUGUUUUUUGUUAUGAUCGGUCAAUUAGUUGUGUUACUCAUAGUGGCCAAGUGUUAUCAUACUUCACCUGAUUGGACACUAACUGAUCCAAUAUCCUUGUCCACUUCAUCAACAGUAUACAAACAUGAUAAAAUGUCUUCGAAUGGACAGAAUUCAAUCAAUUCCCAUGAUAAGAUUGAGUAUACAAAGCUACUCAACUCAGAUGAUGUUGAAAUGUAAUGAUUAUACUGACAAUAUUUUAAACUGAUGUUGAACAUUGAAAAUAGAUUUGUGUUUGUAUUCCUUUCUGUUAUGUAACGUAACUUUAAACAAUUAUUUUGAUUGAUUUGAAAAGAUAUUGAUAAAA
This is a messenger RNA of Heterobilharzia americana, 1204 nucleotides long. The record is from the annotation of a GenBank genome assembly. NCBI's taxonomy places the organism in Eukaryota, Metazoa, Platyhelminthes, Trematoda, Strigeidida, Schistosomatidae.